Messenger RNA from Arvicanthis niloticus (Nile rat), 1504 nucleotides. It is a transcript of the gene Rnaseh2a, whose product is annotated as ribonuclease H2 subunit A. Gene Ontology annotation, molecular function: RNA-DNA hybrid ribonuclease activity; RNA binding. Gene Ontology annotation, cellular component: ribonuclease H2 complex. The record is from RefSeq and is a predicted model, not a curated record. Lineage: Eukaryota; Metazoa; Chordata; Mammalia; Rodentia; Muridae. Gene Ontology annotation, biological process: mismatch repair; DNA replication, removal of RNA primer.
UUGAGCAUGGAGGAAAACAAAGACCUCCAGCAUGAAGUAGUGGAAGAAUCAGUCCUAGGCCCAUGGGGAAAGUGGCAUUGUUUCUGCAGUCUGGGCAAACAGGAACGCAGCCGUCAGGUGUUGGGCACAGCACCAGUCCCUGUGUUCAUGGACCGCGAGAAACUGGUACAGUUGAGACCGUGCCGGCAACAGGAUUGCUCGUCUUGCAACCCGAUGGACUGCAGCUAGAGGCCCUGAGCAGAGUCACUGAAGGCCAGGCUCCAGCAGCAACGGGGCGGAGCUUGCAAAGUGACCCUGCCCACCCUCGAUUACAAACCACGCCCUUGGAGAUAGUCCUCGAAGACUACAAUUCCCAGGAGAGAGCACGACAGCGGCGACAACGGCGACAACGGUGCCUGCGUAAACGGCCACGCCGGAGGGCGCGUCGGGGGCGGGUCCUGCGAGCCGAUUGGUCAGCAUCAAGAACUGCAGUAUUCGCGGAAAACGCGCGCUGGGAUCUGCGCCUGCAGUAUUGUGUUCUACAGUUGUUGGCUGUCGCAGAGGCGGCAUGGAUCUCAGCGAGCUGGAGAGGGACAAUACGGGCCGCUGUCGCCUAAGUUCUCCUGUACCUGCUGUGUGCCUCAAGGAGCCGUGCGUCUUGGGCGUGGAUGAAGCGGGUCGAGGCCCUGUGCUUGGUCCCAUGGUCUACGCAAUCUGUUACUGCCCCCUGUCCCGCCUGGCAGAUCUGGAGGCCUUGAAAGUGGCAGACUCAAAGACCUUGACGGAGAACGAGCGGGAGCGGCUCUUUGCGAAAAUGGAGGAGGACGGAGGAGACUUUGUGGGUUGGGCUUUGGACAUCCUGUCUCCAAACCUGAUCUCUACCAGCAUGCUUGGGCGGGUCAAGUACAACCUCAACUCCUUGUCACAUGACACAGCUGCGGGGCUGAUACAGUAUGCAUUGGAUCAGAAUGUGAAUGUCACCCAGGUAUUUGUGGACACUGUAGGAAUGCCAGAGACAUACCAGGCUCGGUUACAACAGCGCUUUCCAGGGAUAGAGGUGACAGUCAGGGCCAAAGCAGACUCCCUGUUCCCUGUGGUCAGUGCCGCCAGCAUCUUUGCCAAGGUGGCUCGAGACCAGGCUGUGAAGAACUGGCAAUUUGUGGAGAAUUUACAGGAUCUGGACUCCGAUUAUGGCUCAGGCUAUCCCAAUGAUCCCAAGACCAAAGCCUGGCUGAGGAAACAUGUGGACCCUGUGUUUGGCUUCCCCCAGUUUGUGCGGUUCAGUUGGAGUACAGCCCAGGCCAUCCUGGAAAAGGAGGCAGAAGACGUCACCUGGGAGGACUCAGCAGCUGAGGAGGAUCCUGAGCGACCCGGAAGAAUAACCUCCUACUUCAGCCAGGGCCCGCAGACCUGCCGCCCUCAAGCCCCCCACAGAUACUUCCAGGAGCGAGGCCUGGAGGCAGCCAGCAGCCUCUAAGAGCCAGUGUGUGCACCCACCCUUCUAACUCAGGAAUAAAAGCUGUUC